AUGGUUUCCGCUGGGGGUCAUGGUGGGUACGGCAGCGACGGCGGCGACGGGCAGGAGGCCGUGGACUUCCGGGGCAACCCGGUGGACAAGUCGAGGACCGGAGGCUGGGUGGGCGCCGGGCUGAUCCUGGGCACGGAGCUGGCGGAGCGCGUGUGCGUGAUGGGCAUCUCCAUGAACCUGGUGACGUACCUGGUGGGCGAGCUGCACCUGUCCAACUCCAAGUCCGCUAACGUGGUGACCAACUUCAUGGGCACGCUCAACCUGCUCGCCCUCGUCGGCGGCUUCCUCGCCGACGCCAAGCUCGGCCGCUACCUCACCAUCGCCAUCUCCGCCACCAUCGCCGCCACCGGCGUGAGCCUGCUGACGGUUGACACGACGGUGCCGAGCAUGCGCCCGCCGGCGUGCGCGAACGCCCGCGGGCCACGCGCGCACCACGAGUGCGUCCCCGCGCGCGGCGGGCAGCUGGCGCUGCUGUACGCGGCGCUGUACACGAUCGCGGCGGGGGCGGGGGGGCUGAAGGCGAACGUGUCCGGGUUCGGGUCGGACCAGUUCGACGCGCGUGACCCACGGGAGGAGCGCGCCAUGGUGUUCUUCUUCAACCGCUUCUACUUCUGCAUCAGCCUGGGGUCGCUGUUCGCGGUCACCGUGCUGGUGUACGUGCAGGACAACGUGGGCCGGGCCUGGGGGUACGGCGUCUCCGCCGUCGCCAUGCUGCUCGCCGUCGCGGUGUUCGUGGCGGGCACGCCCAGGUACCGGUACCGCCGCCCGCAGGGCAGCCCGCUCACGGUCAUCGGGCGGGUGCUCGCCACGGCGUGGAGGAAGCGCCGGUUGACGCUCCCCGCCGACGCCGCCGAGCUCCACGGGUUCGCCGCGGCCAAGGUCGCCCACACGGACAGGCUCAGGUGCCUUGACAAGGCGGCAAUCGUGGAGGCCGACCUGUCCGCGCCGGCGGGGAAGCAGCAGGCGAGUUCGGCGGUGGCGGCGUCGACGGUGACGGAGGUGGAGGAGGUGAAGAUGGUGGUAAAGCUGCUGCCCAUCUGGUCCACGUGCAUCCUCUUCUGGACGGUCUACUCCCAGAUGACCACCUUCUCGGUGGAGCAGGCCACGCGCAUGGACCGCCACCUCCGCCGCCCGGGCUCCGGCUCCGGCGCCGGCGGCGGCUUCGCCGUCCCGGCGGGCUCCCUCUCCGUGUUCCUCUUCAUCUCCAUCCUGCUCUUCACCUCCCUCAACGAGCGCCUCCUCGUGCCGCUCGCCGCCCGCCUCACGGGCCGCCCGCAAGGGCUCACCUCGCUGCAGCGCGUCGGCACGGGGCUCGCGCUCUCCGUCGCCGCCAUGGCCGUCUCGGCGCUCGUCGAGAAGAAGCGCCGCGACGCGUCCAAUGGGCCCGGCCACGUCGCCAUCAGCGCCUUCUGGCUCGUCCCGCAGUUCUUCCUCGUGGGGGCCGGCGAGGCGUUCGCGUACGUGGGGCAGCUCGAGUUCUUCAUCCGCGAGGCGCCCGAGCGGAUGAAGUCCAUGAGCACCGGCCUGUUCCUCGUCACGCUCUCCACGGGCUUCUUCCUCAGCACCUUCCUCGUCUUCGCCGUCGACGCCGCCACCAGGGGCGCGUGGAUCCGGAACAACCUCGACCGCGGCAGGCUCGACCUCUUCUACUCGAUGCUCGCCGUGCUCGGGGUCGCCAACUUCGCCGUCUUCAUCGUCUUCGCCAGGCGCCACCAGUACAAGGCUAGCAACUUGCCGGCGGCAGUGGCGCCCGACGGCGCCGGGCAGAAGGAGAUGGACGACUUCGUCGCGGUGACGGAGGCCGUCGAAGGAAUGGACGUGUAG
This is a messenger RNA of Miscanthus lutarioriparius, 1824 nucleotides long. The record is from the annotation of a GenBank genome assembly. Lineage: Eukaryota; Viridiplantae; Streptophyta; Magnoliopsida; Poales; Poaceae.